Penaeus monodon (black tiger shrimp) is the source of this 561-nucleotide messenger RNA. RefSeq names its product gastrula zinc finger protein XlCGF8.2DB-like. The record is from RefSeq and is a predicted model, not a curated record. The coding region runs from base 1 to 561 and encodes 186 amino acids. Gene Ontology annotation, molecular function: DNA-binding transcription factor activity; RNA polymerase II cis-regulatory region sequence-specific DNA binding. The transcript is spliced from 7 exons. NCBI's taxonomy places the organism in Eukaryota, Metazoa, Arthropoda, Malacostraca, Decapoda, Penaeidae. Gene Ontology annotation, biological process: regulation of transcription by RNA polymerase II.
AUGGACUUGGUAGACCUAAAACCUUUCAUUGAAGUUAAGAAUGUAGGGCAAGGAACAUACUCUCAGAUGCAAGAGCUUAAUAAUUUUACUCUGAAUGUUUUAAACUGUUUGACAAUAAAGUGGUCAUCUGUGUAUGAAGCCUACAAUUGGAUGGUGAUGUGUGCCUUAAGAAUAGCAAUAGCAGGAAUUGUGAAGAACAUUAAGUGGGGCCGAACAGUCAUGGUUCGAGGAAUUUCGGGAGAGGAGGCAGCAGCAAAGUGCACCAGUGUCCGUACUGUGUAUACUCAACACACUACAACCAAAGAUAGCCUUAAGCAGCAUGUUCGCACACAUACUGGAGAAAAACCUUUUACCUGUCCUUACUGCCCUUUUCGAGCAUCACAGAAUUGUAAUGUGAAAACCCACAUCCGUGUUCAUACUGGAGAGAGACCGUAUACAUGUUCCAAGUGUUCUUAUAGGGCAUCUCAGAAAUCUGCGUUACAUACCCUGCCUGAGUUAUUGAGUACAACUUCAGUACAUUUCCUGUACCUUGUGUCCUUGGAGUCCUUUAGGAUCCUUUGA